This is a messenger RNA of Exophiala bonariae, 423 nucleotides long. RefSeq lists its product as uncharacterized. NCBI's taxonomy places the organism in Eukaryota, Fungi, Ascomycota, Eurotiomycetes, Chaetothyriales, Herpotrichiellaceae. Bases 1 to 423 code for a protein of 140 amino acids. The transcript has a single exon. The record is from RefSeq and is a predicted model, not a curated record.
AUGACAGCAACGAUCUCACCUGAAUCACUCCCUUUAUCAAUCAUCACCUCUACUCUUACUCAAACAACAUCUACACCAAGUAUCACUGUCGCUCAGCCACAGAGGCCAUUAUCAGCAUUGGUCACUAUUGCGCCACUAUUACCAAAUCCUCUUGAGAGACGACAAAGAUGCUUCAACGACCAAGGCUUCAGUGUCAAUUGCGCAACGUGGACUGGCUACUACUAUACCUGGGGUCCACCUGGUAAUCCUUACGCGGGUGGUCCUGGUGAAGGCGGUGGCGGAUCAGGCGGCUCUGGUGGUGGUGGUGGUGGUGGUGGUGGUGGAGGAACAGUCGUCGUUUACAACAAUGAAGGCUAUCAAAAAUUUGUGAAUUUACCCGCAAUACUUGGGCUUUUAUGCCUGACGCUAGUCCUCUUCAUCUAG